ACAACUACCAAAGCAGUCAGAGACUGAGCACAGACUCAUCACAUCCAGUCUCUGCGAGCACACACACACAUACACACAAACAAACACACACUCGCACAGUCAGAGGAAGCACAGACCAUGGCUGCUACACUGCUAGGGGAGGAGCCCCGGUUGGGCAGCACCCCUCUGGCUAUGCUGGCUGCCACCUGUAGCAGAAUCGGUGAGCCCGGUCCUUCUUGCUCCCCUGCUCUUUCCGAUGGGGCCCCGGGGCUCGUCAGGGGCUUUCACCCGUGGAAACGGAGCGCCCCGGGUAGCAACAGCUUUGGCACCUGCCUCACCUCACUCGAGGUUCCCUCUGGGACCUCCAGGAGUAACGGGACCGGGCUGACAGAGACCUCCAGCGCUUUCUCAGUGACCACCGCCGGUUCUCCUUUUGGAAAUGAUUUUUCGAUGUACCAGACGGCUGUGCCAUCAGAUACCAGUGUUCCCGAUCCGCACGCACAGCGGUCUGUGUUUCUGGCCAAAUUCCCCCCCUCAAUGGAAAGCAUAGCGGGGAUAUACCCUAGGAUGCACUCGCAUCCCUAUGAGUCCUGGUUCAAACCUGUGGGGGAGGUUAGUAACGGGUCUUCUGCCUGGUGGGAUAUGGGUACCAGCUGGGUGGACACACAGAGCCCGGCCGGGUUAUCCUCUUCUUUGAGCGGCUACAGCACUGACUACAGCUCCGCCUUCAGCUCUGGUGCCUCUCAGCAUUUGCUCCCCGCCACGCAACACCUGUUUGACGGCUUCAGACCACCUGCCCCAGCCUCCUACUCAGAGUCCACCACGUCCAGUGCUCCUGAGCUGACAGGAGCGCCUGUAGUUUCUUUGCCGGCAUCCUCUCGCUCCUCCUCACGCCGCUACACCGGCAGAGCCACCUGUGACUGUCCCAACUGCCAGGAGGCGGAGAGCCUCGGCCAGGGGGGCGCGAGCCCGCGGCGGAGGGGUCUUCACAGUUGUCACAUCCCGGGUUGUGGUAAAGUUUAUGGUAAGACCUCCCACCUGAAGGCUCACCUGCGCUGGCACACCGGGGAGAGACCGUUUGUCUGCAACUGGCUCUUCUGCGGGAAACGCUUCACGCGCUCCGACGAGCUGCAGAGGCAUUUGCGCACGCACACCGGGGAGAAGAGAUUCGAGUGCCCGACUUGCCACAAAAGGUUCAUGCGCUCCGACCACCUGAGCAAGCACGCAAGGACGCACAGCGCGGAGGGCUCAGAGGACGGCGGGGAACCGGGACUCGGUAAGACCAGCAGCGACACGGACAAUAGCGUCUCCGGUAGCCCGAGACAGUCACCCGAGCUGCACGUGCGUGAGACUGUUUAG
Molecule: messenger RNA, 1338 nt
Organism: Scomber scombrus (Atlantic mackerel)
Lineage: Eukaryota; Metazoa; Chordata; Actinopteri; Scombriformes; Scombridae
Gene: sp8a
Product: sp8 transcription factor a
Exons: 2
Coding region: 118-1338 (406 amino acids)
Biological process (GO): regulation of transcription by RNA polymerase II
Molecular function (GO): DNA-binding transcription factor activity, RNA polymerase II-specific; RNA polymerase II cis-regulatory region sequence-specific DNA binding
Source: RefSeq, a predicted model, not a curated record